Molecule: messenger RNA, 1443 nt
Organism: Oryza brachyantha (malo sina)
Lineage: Eukaryota; Viridiplantae; Streptophyta; Magnoliopsida; Poales; Poaceae
Product: coniferyl alcohol acyltransferase-like
Exons: 1
Coding region: 1-1443 (480 amino acids)
Molecular function (GO): acyltransferase activity, transferring groups other than amino-acyl groups
Source: RefSeq, a predicted model, not a curated record
AUGGCUAGUGGCAAUGGCUGCGUCCCGCACGUUCGGGUUGUGAGCCGGCGGCUCGUGCAGGCCUCUGACGCGUCCAUCCAGCCGCGCGUCCUCGCCGUCUCCAACCUCGACCUCCUCCCGCAGGCCAUCCAGGUCUCCAUGUUCUGCGUCUACCCCAAGCCGUCGCCGUCGCCGUCCACCACCGGCGCUUUCCAAGACGUCGUCACGGCGUUCGCCUCCGGCUUGCCGUCGCUGCUCAACCACUUCUUCCCCUUCGCCGGCCGCGUCGUCACCGACCCUUGCUCCGGGCUUCCCGAGGUGCACUGCGGCAACCAGGGCGCGGAGCUCGUCGUCGGCGUGGCCGACGUGGAGCUCUCUUGCCUGGACUACGGUUCGGUGGGCGCGUCCAUUGCCAAGAUCCUGCUGCCCUACGCCGGCGACGUGGCGCUGUCGGUGCAGGUGGUGUCGUUCCCCUGCGGCGGCUUCACCGUGGCGUGGGGCACCAACCACGUCGUGGUGGACGGGAGCGGCCUCAGUUUGCUCGUCAGCGCGUGGUCCGAACUCGCAAGGUCCGGGUCCGGGGAGCUCGUCGCCGGAGCCCGGCCGAACCACGACCGCUCCGUGUUCCGCCCGCGCGCCCCGCCUUCGUACCGCGCCUCCCUCGACAGGGCGUUCACCCCGUCGGACGGCGAGCGGCAGGUCAACGUCCUGACGAGCGACGAGAGCUUCGUCCUGCGCCUGUACUACAUCGAGGCGUCGGAGAUCGCCCGGCUACGUGAGGCGGCGAGCCGGGACGGCGCGCCGCCGGCGACGCGCGUCCAGGCGGUGUCCGCGUACCUGUGGAAGGCCCUCGCCGCCGUGGUGGGCGCGCGAGACGAGCGCUGCCGCAUGGGGUGGUGGAUCGACGGCCGCCGGCGCCUCACCUCGCCGGAGCACCGUGCCGCGAUGCGCAACUACGUGGGCAACGUCGUGACGUUCACCCACGCGGAGGCCACCGUGGAGGAGGUCCAGCGGAAGCCCCUGGCGGAGGUGGCGUCCAUGGCGCGCGACGCGAUCACGGCGGCGGCGCGCGACGUCGACGAGCACUUCCAGGAGCUGGUGGACUGGGUGGAGGAGCACAAGCCGCGGAGCUACGUCGAGACGGCGACCGUCGGGCUGGGCAGCCCGACGGUGAGCGUGACGGCGUUCACCUCGUUCCCGCUCGACACCGACUUCGGCUUCGGCCACGCCGCCAUCGCGAUGCCGACGACGGCGUCCGCCGCGAGGCUGUGCUCGGGGUUCGUGCAGCUCGUGGCGCGCCCUGGCGGCGACGGGUCGUGGUUCGCCAGCGCGCUCCUCUGGCCGCGGCUGGCGGCGGCGCUCGAGUCCGACGAGCAGCGCGUGUUCAAGCCUCUCACCGCCGAGUACAUUGGCCUCAAGGCCCAAGGCAGCAAAUCCUCCGUGAACGAACCUGUGAGCUGCUAA